AUGCCUGCCGUGAAGAGGCCGCGUGCCGAGAAGAACCAGGCGGAGAAGAAGCCGAAGGCCGGCGAGAAGCUGCCGAAGGAAGGCGGAGCCGUUUUGCCGCCGGCGACAAGAAGAAGAAGAAGAGGGCGAAGAAGAGAAUGCUUCACCAGCGACAUCUUCGAGAAGCUCGCACAUGAGGCAUCGCGGCUCGCAAGGUACAACGAGAAGCCGACCCAUCACCUCCCGGGAGAUUCAGACCGUCGUGAGCCUGGUGUUGCCAGGGGAGCUAGCCAAACUGUCGUGAGGCUGGUGUUGUCGCGGGAGCAAGCCAAGUACGCCGUAUCUGAAGGGGAAAAAAGCGUUGGGGCUUAUAAGGAAAAGAGCAGCCUGCAAAUGCAGUCAUGCUUCGAGUUUGCAACAAGGAAUUCGGUCGAUUGCAUUAAGGACCUUCUUUCCUCUUCCAAGGAGGUAAGGUCUGUAUAUAGUGGUUGGAGAUUGUAUUUGAUGUUGAUUUGUGUUUAUGUGGUGGGAAACAACAGAUGUAGCUAA
Messenger RNA from Striga hermonthica, 528 nucleotides. The record is from the annotation of a GenBank genome assembly. Lineage: Eukaryota; Viridiplantae; Streptophyta; Magnoliopsida; Lamiales; Orobanchaceae.